AUUACUUAGAGACCUUUUUAUUAUCUUGAAUAAAAUAUCUGAAAUGGGUACUCUCCAGCUUAACACUCAUGGCUUAGCUACCCUCUCAGUACCCUAUAAGUUCAACUUCACCAGCAGCUCGCACAAGGCCCUUGGACUCUCCAGGCAUCUCAGCAUCUCUAGAGGAAGAAUCAGAGCUGUUAGCACCGUCCUCGAGAGCGAAUCCCUGGCCAGGGAGCCUGAGGAACCACCUGCAGUUGAUUUUGCAUUUGUUCAUUCUGUUUUGCUCCCAGAUGGUACCCCGGAUGUUCAUUUCCGUAGUGCUUGUGGUGGGCAGAAACUUAGGGAUAUAAUGCUGGAUAAUAACAUUGAGUUGUAUGGACCAUAUGCUAGACCUCUGUUAAACUGUGCAGGAGGAGGGACCUGUGGGACUUGUAUGGUGGAGGUUGUGGAAGGGAAGGAGCUACUCACUCCUCGUACAGACAAAGAGAAGGAAAAGCUGAAGAGGAAACCGAAAAACUGGAGACUGGCUUGCCAAACAACAGUGGGUAAACCAGAUUCAAGGGGACUGCUGGUGAUUCAACAACUGCCCGAGUGGAAAGCGCAUGAAUGGACUUACGAAACAAUAGCCCCUUCAGAGGAGCCUUAACGUACUUAGAAGACCUUUUUGCCUACAGUUAUUGUACAAAAAUUCUUUCAAAUGCCGCCUGCCAUCAAUAAAAUUUUUCUUACUACGAUGAGAUAAGGUGUACUAUUAUGGUUAACUAAACUGUGAAAAUUGGUAUGAAGAAUGAACCAAAAGCAUUGUACCACUACUUUGCUUGCUGCUGGUUAAAUAUUGCAGAGGGUGUCUUCUGCCAGUGCCACACACAAAACACAUCAACUCCAUCAUGUAUUAUACUUAUAUAUAUAGAUAAGCCUUCACAUUCCAAAGAGGCUGUCCCAGCUGGUCAUCCCUUAAUAUGAAUCUUAACAGAAAAGGUCGAUUCCUUCAUUCGUCUAGAUAGGAUAGUCCCCUUGUGUUAGGCGAUGCUGUUCUCCUUUCCUUUAUGGAAUAGGGAUGACACUCCAUUGAGGUCCACUAUCUGGUUCAAUUAUUGCAAGGAUAGGACCAUAUAUACUCCAAAACAAAAAAUAAGCACAGUAAAGCAGACGACAAAAUUGUUCAAGAAAAAAAAAAAAA
Theobroma cacao (cacao) is the source of this 1162-nucleotide messenger RNA. RefSeq names its product NDH-dependent cyclic electron flow 1 (gene PNSB3). Lineage: Eukaryota; Viridiplantae; Streptophyta; Magnoliopsida; Malvales; Malvaceae. Gene Ontology annotation, molecular function: 2 iron, 2 sulfur cluster binding; electron transfer activity. Gene Ontology annotation, cellular component: chloroplast thylakoid membrane. Gene Ontology annotation, biological process: P450-containing electron transport chain. The record is from RefSeq and is a predicted model, not a curated record.